Oreochromis niloticus (Nile tilapia) is the source of this 17385-nucleotide messenger RNA. Its product is annotated as protein AHNAK2. Gene Ontology annotation, molecular function: protein binding. Gene Ontology annotation, biological process: regulation of RNA splicing. Gene Ontology annotation, cellular component: costamere; nucleus; cytoplasm. The coding region runs from base 2072 to 16450 and encodes 4792 amino acids. The record is from RefSeq and is a predicted model, not a curated record. NCBI's taxonomy places the organism in Eukaryota, Metazoa, Chordata, Actinopteri, Cichliformes, Cichlidae. The transcript has 7 exons.
UUUGGUAUGAGCAGCUUUAUACUUCAACACAGUUUGAACUCUUUUUGGCAGCUUUUUUGUCAUUUCUUUAAGUAGUCUUCAGGAAUAGUUCCCCAGGCUUCUUGAAGGAUAUUCAAAGCUCUUCUUUGGAUGUUGGCUGACGUUUAUUCCGUUCACUGUCAAGAUGUUCCCACACUGUUUCAAAAAUGUUCAGGUCCAGGCUCUGGGGAGGCCAAUCCAUGAUUUCCACUGUGUGUUUGGGAUCAUUGUUCAUACCAUUUUUCAGCAUGAUACUUUUUUGCAUUCAAUCACUAAACCUCACAAAUUUCAAAUUUGGAUUUAUCACUCCAUAAGACCCGUUGUCACUGAUUUUCAGUGAUUUACAGUUCUUGAAUAAUUUUGCAUACCCUAGCCUUUUCUCACUGUUUCCCUUCCUUUAAGACUGGUCUCAGUUGAAGGAGACCAUUUCUGAUGAGGCUUUAGUAAACAGUGGCUGGAUCAACUACAGGUUCAGAUGCAUCUCUAAGGUCCUGUGUCAGUGCUUUGCUGGAUUUCUUUCCUUAUAUUGUUUUUCUAGGUGUGCCACUUCUUUUGUCCUCCAUUUUUCUAGAUUCCUCAAUUUUUUAAGGACACACUGCACACAGUGACAAGAUAUGCCAAGUUUCCAGCUAAUAGCUCUUUGGAAAAACUGUGUUACCUUUGAUAUCCUUCACAGAUUCUACUAAAGAAAUGGGAACAAAUUGCGUUUCUAUGACAGGCUGCAAGUAACAAAGUGUCUAAAGAUACAAUUUAAAAUUGGUUCUAAGUUGUUGGGCUAAAGGAGUGAGCCAGACAACAAAGAGUGCCACUAGGUGCCAGUUUUUAUGCUCGAAUGACUCAUGGGUCAGUGUUAAGUGGCUUAAUAAAAAAAAUCCCCAAACAUUAAUCUGAAAAUAGUCAGGUACAAAAACUGAUGAGUGAAAAAUGAGUGGAAAACAUUUAUAAAUACUUGAAAAAGAUCGAAGAACUAUUACUCAAGACCAGUGGACAAUAUAAGAAAUGAAUUUAGACGUGUUUUAUAAUAAUUUUGUUGUUUGAAUUCAUUAAAGUCACACUGCAGAAAAACAAAGCCCCCGUAUUUAUUUGUGUUUGGAUGUUCUGAGCAGACAGCUGGGACUUCCACUCAGCCUGACCCCUAGUGGUUGAACUAUUUCUCAAGACCACUUUUAAAAAAUAAGAAAUAAAGUCUGUCUCCUUAUAAGCAAAAUAUACAGAAAUGAGGUUUGACUCAAUACUUUUGCACAAUACUAUACCAAGCAAUCACAAGAAAAAAAACAGCAGCUGCACAGCUGGUGAUUGAAUUGGUCUCAUAUUCAAUUCUUAAUUGAAUUUAUCACUUGAAUAAUCAGUCCUGUAAAUACCUCCUGUGAUUGUCUGCUUGUUCUGACCUCUCAUCCACAGUUUAUCAGCCUGGCAGGCCAACAUGACAGACUUUGGCUACACGCUACCAUGUUCUGCUCUACACUCUACAGUUUCCUGUACACAAAAAGGGUUUUUAAACUAUGUGUACACAGCAUUUAAUUCAGUUAUGGCUCCCUGACAACUGUAUGACCCCCCCUCGUUAUUGCUGGAACCAGAAACUGACAUCGUGAUGGUCCUUGUCAGAUUAGGCCAAUCAAUGACACUGACCAGAGGACAGCGGAAAAAGAGAAAGAGGAAGAGGAGGAGUAGAAGGAGAAGGAGAACUGAGGGAUGCAUGUGGAUGUGUGUUUGUUGAGGGAGGGGGGCAGCUCCUCCCAUAAUUAAGUUAGUGUGCUGCGCUGGAGGUCCAUGUUUACGGGGCAGGCGAAGGAGUUUCCUUCACUCUGUGGACAGCUCUGUGGAGACGGCAGGAGAAGCUCUCUCACUCUCUUCUGUCUCUGAUUAUUUCUGCAACUCAUCCUUCACUGCGCUGCGACUGGCUGACCUACACGAGGACAAGGCGGGGGGUGAAGAAGCAGCAGCAACACCUGCCUAACCCUUCACUGCUGCCGCCAUCCCUCCGUCCGUCCCCGCUUCCUGCCCAGUCUGGGACCUAGCCUCCACCGAUCUCUCCGCCACCCCCGCUGCCAUCAUGUGCGACUGUUUCCACCUGGCCUUUCCCAACUGGCACGCUGCCUCCUCUGGGACGAGACCUGGACGAAGGCUGCAAGGCCCAGAGCCUGCCACAGAGGACUCAAUAUGUGAUGAGCCAUCUCAGUUUGCAGAGAGUGAGAGACCACGCCCACAAGGGUCAUCUCCAGUUGAGGAGUUUCCUGAGACUGAAAAAUACAGUGACAGUGAUAAAGAGUGUGAAGCAGAGCAUGACCCACACCACAAAGGUAGGACUGGAAAGAAAACUAAAAAGUCUGGGCUCGGGUCCAUGUUUGAAAAGCGCUCUACUCCAAAGAUGAGUAAACUCAAGGAAGCUGAGAGCCCUGAAUCAGAAGUGAUAGUGAAAACGGCCAAAGAUGGAUGUGCAGAGGGUCUCAUUUAUGGUGGAGGGGGAAAAGAAGGGAUUUUCAUUAAGGAAGUAGUGCCAGAGUCACCAGCCUCAAAAAAUCUAAAACUGAAAGAAGGUGAUCAGGUUUUGAGUGCCACUGUGUAUUUUGACAACAUGUCAUAUGAAGAUGCCAUUCAGAUUCUGGAGCAUGCUCAGGCAUACAAGCUGAAGCUUUGCUUGAAACGCAAGCCAGAGAUCACAGAGACCGAACCAGCCAUCGAAUCUGACGUCAUACCUGAAGAAGACCUCCACACUCCACAGAUGAGAGAACAAGGAAAAACUAAAAGACGUGGAGAAGCUCGCAUUUCGUGGCCCAAGUUUUCAUCCUUUGGAAAAGGGCGAAAAUCACGUUUUACAAGGUCUCACAGUUCCUCAGAGGCUGAGGAGCAAAGAAAGCUUGAACUCAGCCCAACAACAAGCGACACAGAGUCACCGGUAAAAACUCAGGAUGCUCUCAAAUACAAGAAAAAGCAUAAAAUAAAACUACCUGGUCUGACAAAGAGAGGCCGCAUAAGUUCAUCUGAGGAGCAGGACACAGAUGUGCAAACUGGACAGAUCAGUGGUGACACUCACCACACACAAGAAUCAGAUAUGCUUUCACCUGAGUGCCUUGAAAGCCCCUCAGGAGAAAUGCCUGAAGCCUAUGUGAAAAAAGAUCUGAAAGUAAUGAAAGAUGUGCAACUUGAAGAAACCAAUCUAAUGGUCCGUGAAGCUCAACCUAUUCAACAUAAGGUGGAACUUAUCAGUAUCGAUAGCACUUUGAAAACAGCAGAUUUAACUGCGGCUCUAGCAGAUCAAGAAAGCCCCUCUCAUAUCAAGUCCCCUGAGGGGAAAAAAAAGAAGAAAGAAAGGUCUGAAUUAAAAAUGAAAAUUCUGGGGAAGGACAAAUCACACAAGAAAGAAGCAAAAGCAAAAUCGUCACCAAAAAGGCUAAAAACACUAGGGGCAAGUUUUGACUUAGCUGAUCAUCCUGAAACUGAAAAAUCAGAUUUAAUCCCAAACUUUGAGUCACACACAACACACACGGAAGAUCCUGCUCUUUAUGCUAAGGUGGAACAUGAUUUAUCUGAUGUUGCAGUUUCACAAAAAUAUCCACAGAAAAGUGAAGCAAAAAGGCAGAAAGGCAAAGAAAUCCAAGAAAAACAAGAAGACAGAAGAACAGGGGAAACUGUCAAACUGCCGAAACUCAGUUUGGGUGACGUUGGUGCUGAGGAAAUCACAGAUGAUCCUUAUGAGAGACUGGCAAAAAGCAGUGAUUUCAGAACCCAACUUCCCAAACGGGAAGAGAUUGAGAUACCAGGUAUGGAGGAUAAGUCUGUGAAGACGAGAGCAAAAAGAAUUAAAGAACCUAAGGUAAAUUAUACAGGACAGAAUGGAGAAUUUCAAGCAGAAACUGUGCAACUGUCAAUUGAUGUUGACAGUGUGAAAGAGGCAGUUUCUAAAUUGCCUGGAUAUAAGUUGCCUAAAGUUGAUACAUCUGGCAUGCCUAUUCCAGAAGAAAUUACUGUGAUAGAUGCAAAUGCUCAAAGAAUAUCAGUGAAAACGCCUACAAAAGUGGUAGACACCAAAACAAAGCAUGGAGCAAGUCUUACAAAGUUUGACACAACUUCUUCUUUAGAAAUUUCCAAGACUACAGUUAAGCUGCCACAGAUCACAACCGGUCAAUUAACCUCAGAGGAUCUUUUAACUGAAACAAAAGUAAAAAGUGAAAAGGAACAUGAAACUAAGAAAAAACAAAGCAGCAAAGAGAUUAAAAGUGGGACCUAUAAAAGAGAAGAUAUUAUAAUACCGGGAAAGGAAAGUUUAGAGAAAGUAUCUAGUCUUCAGGCACAUGAGGCUGAUGAAACACGAGGAACAGAGGGUAUCAAAUCUGAAUAUGAAUCAGAUAAGAAAUCAAAGAAGGCAAAGAUGACAAUGCCUAGCUUUGGGAUAGCAAAGCCAGACAUAAGAAUCCCUGAUAUUGGAAUCGUCUUGCCAAAACAAAAUAUCUUUCAGCAAAAAGGGGACACAGCAAAAGGAGAAAAAACCGAAUUCCUCCAAGAAGUAACGACAUCAAAAGAUGAAAUUAAAAAAGACAAGGGGCAGACUGAAGGAGUCGUAUGUGAGGUUGUGAUUCCUGAACUCGAUAGCAUUGAAUACAUUGACUCAGUAGAUGGUUCACCAGCCAAAAAGGACAAUGGCAUUAGGCUUACAGGUUUUGAUGUAAAUCUUGAGUCACAACCAAAUGUGGAUAUUUCCCUUAAAGAAAUUAGAAAAGAAGGAAAAAGUGCAGAAACUGAAGAGCAUGCAGUUAAAUUGCCUCAAUUUGGAGCUACUACUACAUACACCAGUGUAAAUGUGCCCGAUGGAGAUAAGCAUAUAAACCCUGAUGAAGCUGAGACAAAAACUCUUGAAAGAGAGGGAAAGGGUAGCAAGUUUAAAGUGCCAAAUGUUGGUAUCUCCAUGCCAAGGGUGAAAGGAAUAAAAACGGAUUCAAGCCUAUCAAAGAAAGGUGUAGCUGUGACACCACCGCCUGAGACCGAUGUUACACUUGGAAGUGUAGAUGUUUGUACUGCAGAACAAAUAAUGGAGGCAGAAAAAUAUGACCAGGAAAUAAAACAUCCUCAGGCAGAAGGUGAAUUUGAUAGGCAAGGAGGCAAGUUCAAGAUGCCAAAGUUAGGAAUUGCAAUGCCGAAAAUAAAAGGGUCUGAAUUUGACUUCAGUGUAUCACAGAAAAAUGAAGAUAUGAAACUGUCAGAAACGAAACGGAAGGUGAAACCCUCUGAUGCUGAACUAAAGGAAACCUCUGAUGCCGAAAUUAGAGCUCCUGAAAUGAAAGUUGUAGAAAAGUAUGUAGACGAAUCACCAUCAAAAUUUAAGAUGCCAAUGUUCAAGCUACCUAAAUUUGGAUCUCCUAUGGCAAACACCAGUCAUGAAGUACAUGAUAAAUCAAAAGACAUUGAAAUUUGUGAAACACAGCUGAAAUCAACAGAAGGUGUCAAUGUUAACAUUCCAACACCAAACACUGAUAUUGUGGGAUCAUCUAUUGAUGUGAAAACAGUUGAUAUCAAACCACAGACUGAAAUUAAAACUAAAAUCGAUGUAAGUCUUGGGAGUGCAGAAGCUUUCUUUCCCCAGGAAAAGAAUGGAGAUGAAAUCGAAGUACAUGAAAGCAAGUUCAAAUUGCCAAAAUUUGGAAUAACAAUGCCAAAAGUAAAAGGACCAGAAGUUGAUUUUAACUUAUUGAAGAGAGAUGUAGAUGAAACACUUGAAGAAGCCAAAACUGAUGCUGAACGUAAAAAACCCUCUGCUCAAAUGGAAACAGAAGAUCCUGAUAUUAAAGAUCUGACAAAGGAUAAUGAGAACUCAAAAUUUAAGAUGCCUACAUUCAAAUUACCAAAAUUUGGAGUUGGUAUCCCAAGUGCCACAGGAGAAGUACCUGAUUUGGACACAGGUAUCAAAAUAGAAGGUGCUGAAGAGGUUCUUGAAGUUAACAUAGCAGCACCCAGCACUGAAUUAAAAGAACAUGAAGGCAAAGGAAGUAAGUUUAAACUGCCAAGUCUUGGAUUUUCUGUCCCUCAAACAAAAGGACCUGACAUUGAUUUAAAUUCCUCAAAGAAAAGCAUAGAUAUUACUCUUCCAGAAGCUGAAGUCAAACUCCCUGAUGUUGAAGUUGAAAAAACUUCUGCUGAGGUCGAAAUGAAAAUUGAGACAAAGGAAAAAAAAGAAUCACCAUCAGAGGAUAAGAUGCCAACAUUCCACUUACCAAAAUUUGGCAUUGGUAUCCCAAGUGGCACAGCAAAAGUACCGGAUAUGGACAAAGGUAUCAAAAUAGAUGGUGCUGAUAUUAGUAUCCCUGAAGAGGUUCUUGAAGUCAACAUAGCAGCACCCAGCGUGGAAUUGAAAGAGCCUUCAAUCUCCUUGAAAACCAGUGGAUAUGAACAUGAAGGAAAAGAGAGUAAGUUCAAACUGCCAAGUCUUGGAUUGUCUGUCCCUCAAGCCAAGGGACCUGACAUUGAUUUAAGCUUAUCGAAGAAAGAUGUAGAUGUUACACUUCCAGAAGCCAAAGCUGAAGUCACACUCCAUGAUACUGAAGUGGAAACUGAAGCUUCUGAGAUCAAAGUUGAGACAAAGGACAAAAAAGGAUCAUCAUCAAAAUUUAAGAUGCCAACAUUUAAAUUACCCAAAUUUGGUGCCCGUAGUACAAAUGCAAAAGCAGAGGUACCGGAUAUGGAGAAAGAUGUUAAAGUAGAUGGAGCUGACAUUUGUAUCCCUGAAGAGGUUCUUGAAGGUAACAUUGCAGCACCCAGCACUAAAUUAAAAGAACCUUUAAUCUUGAUGACAACUACAGGAACAGAACGUGAAGGCAGAGGAAGUAAGUUCAAACUGCCAAGUCUUGGAUUGUCUGUCCCUCAACCCAAAGGACCUGACAUUGAUUUAAGCUUAUCGAAGAAAGAUGUAGAUGUUACACUUCCAGAAGCCAAAGCUGAAGUCAAACUCCCUGAUGUUGAAGUUGAAAAACCUUCUGUUGAAGUGGAAAUUGCAGCUCCUGAGAUCAAAAUUGAGACAAAGGAAAAGAAAGGAUCACCAUCAAAGUUUAAGAUGCCAACAUUCCAAUUGCCAAAAUUAGGAGUUGAUAUCCCAAGUGCAACAGCAGAGGUACCGGAUAUGGAGAAAGGUAUCAAAAUAGAAGGUGCUGAUAUUAGUAUCCCUGAAGAGGUUCUUGAAGUUAACAUUGCAGCACCCAGCACUGAAUUGAAAGAACCUCUAAUCUCCUUGAAAACAAGUGGAUCUGAACAUGAAGGAAAAGGAGGUAAGUUCAAAUUGCCAAGUCUUGGAUUUUCUGUCCCUCAAGCCAAAGGGCCUGACAUUGAUUUAAGCUUAUCAAAGAAAGACGUACAUAUUACACUUCCAGAAGCUAAAGCUGAAGUCACACUCCAUGAUGUUGAAGUAGAGAAACCUUCUGUUGAAAUUGAAAUUGCAGCUCCUGAGUUCAAAGUUGAGACAAAAGACAAAAAAGGAUCACCAUCAAAGUUUAAGAUGCCUCCAUUCCAAUUACCCAAAUUUGGCAUUGGUAUCCCAAGUGCAACAGCAGAGGUACCAGAUAUGGACAAAGGUAUCAAAAUAGAAGGUGCUUAUAUUGAGAUUCCUGAAGAGGUUCUUGAAGUUAACAUUGCAGCACCCAGCACUGAAUUGAAAGAACCUUCAAUCUCCUUGAAAACCAGUGGAUAUGAACAUGAAGGAAAAGGAAGUAAGUUUAAACUGCCAAGUCUUGGAUUGUCUGUCCUUCAAACAAAAGAACCUGACAUUGAUUUAAGCUUAUCGAAGAAAGAUGUAGAUGUUACACUUCCAGAAGCUAAAGCUGAAGUCACACUCCAUGAUGUUGAAGUAGAGAAACCUUCUGUUGAAGUGGAAAUUGAAGCUCCUGAGUUCAAAGUUGAGACAAAAGACAAAAAAGGAUCACCAUCAAAAUUUAAGAUGCCUACAUUCAAAUUACCCAAAUUUGGCAUUGGUAUCCCAAGUGCCACAGCAAAAGUACCUGAUUUGGACACAGGUAUCAAAAUAGAAGGUGCUGAUGUUAGUAUACCUGAAGAGGUUCUUGAAGUUAACAUAGCAGCACCCAGCACUGAAUUAAAAGAACCUUCACUCACCCUGAAAACUACAGGAGCUGAACAUGAAGGCAAAAGAAGUAAGUUCAAGCUGCCAAGUCUUGGAUUGUCUGUCCCUCAAGCCAAAGGACCAGAUAUCGAUUUAAGUUUAUCCAAGAAAGAUGUAGAUGUUACACUUCCAGAAGGCAAAGCUGAAGUCAAACUCCCUGUUGUUGAAAUUGAAAAACCUUCUGUUGAAGUGGAAAUUGAAGCUCCUGAGAUAAAGAUUGAAACAAAGGGAAAGAAAGGAUCACCAUCAAAGUUUAAGAUGCCAACAUUCCAAUUGCCAAAAUUUGGAGUUGGUAUCCCAAGUGCAAAAGCAGAGGUACCGGAUGCUGACAAAGGUAUCAACAUAGAUGGUGCUAAUAUUGAGAUCCCAGAAGAGGUACUUGAAGUUAACAUUGCAGCACCCAGCACUGAAUUAAAAGAACCUUCAAUCUCCUUGAAAACCAGUGGAUCUGAACAUGAAGUAAAAGGAAGUAAGUUCAAACUGCCAAGUCUUGGAUUGUCUGUCCCAAAAACAAAAGGGCCUGACAUUGAUUUAAGCUUAUCAAAGAAAGAUGUAGAUGUUACACUUCCAGAAGCUAGAGCUGAAGUCACACUCCAUGAUGUUGAAGUAGAGAAACCUUCUGUUGAAGUGGAAAUUGAAGCUCCUGAGUUCAAAGUUGAGACAAAAGACAAAAAAGGAUCACCAUCAAAAUUUAAGAUGCCUACAUUCAAAUUACCCAAAUUUGGCAUUGGUAUCCCAAGUGCCACAGCAAAAGUACCUGAUUUGGACACAGAUGUUAAAGUAGAUGGUGCUGAUGUUAGCAUCCCUGAAGAGGUUCUUGAAGUUAACAUAGCAGCACCCAGCUCUGAAUUAAAAGAACCUUCACUCACCCUGAAAACUACAGGAGCUGAACAUGAAGGCAAAGGAAGUAAGUUCAAGCUGCCAAGUCUUGGAUUGUCUGUCCCUCAAGCCAAAGGACCAGAUAUCGAUUUAAGUUUAUCAAAGAAAGAUGUAGAUGUUACUCUUCCAGAAGGCAAAGCUGAAGUCAAACUCCCUGAUGUCGAAAUUGAAAAACCUUCUGUUGAAGUGGAAAUUGAAGCUCCUGAGAUAAAGAUUGAAACAAAGGGAAAGAAAGGAUCACCAUCAAAGUUUAAGAUGCCAACAUUCCAAUUGCCAAAAUUUGGAGUGGGUGUCACAAGUGCCACAGCAGAAGUACCGGAUAUGGACAAAGGCAUAAGAAUAGAUGGUGCUGAUAUUGAGAUUCCUGAAGAGGUUCUUGAAGUUGGUGUUGCAGCACCCAGCACUGAAUUAAAAGAACCUUCAAUCUCCUUGAAAACCAGUGGAUCUGAACAUGAAGGAAAAGGAAGUAAGUUCAAACUGCCAAGUCUUGGAUUGUCUGUCCCAAAAACAAAAGGGCCUGACAUUGAUUUAAGCUUAUCAAAGAAAGAUGUAGAUGUUACACUUCCAGAAGCUAAAGCUGAAGUCACACUCCAUGAUGCUGAAGUAGAGAAACCUUCUGUUGAAGUGGAAAUUGAAGCUCCUGAGUUCAAAGUUGAGACAAAAGACAAAAAAGGAUCACCAUCAAAAUUUAAGAUGCCUCCAUUCAAAUUGCCCAAAUUUGGCAUUGGUAUCCCAAGUGCCACAGCAAAAGUACCUGAUUUGGACACAGGUAUCAAAAUAGAAGGUGCUGAUGUUAGUAUACCUGAAGAGGUUCUUGAAGUUAACAUAGCAGCACCCAGCACUGAAUUAAAAGAACCUUCACUCACCCUGAAAACUACAGGAGCUGAACAUGAAGGCAAAGGAAGUAAGUUCAAACUGUCAAGUCUUGGAUUGUCUGUCCCUCAAGCCAAAGGACCAGAUAUCGAUUUAAGUUUAUCAAAGAAAGAUGUAGAUGUUACAUUUCCAGAAGCUAAAGCUGAAGUCACACUCCCUGAUGUUGAAGUACAGAAACCUUCUGUUGAAAUUGAAAUUGAAGCUCCUGAGAUAAAGAUUGAAACAAAGGGAAAGAAAGGAUCACCAUCAAAGUUUAAGAUGCCAACAUUCCAAUUGCCAAAAUUUGGAGUGGGUGUCACAAGUGCAACAGCAGAAGUACCGGAUAUGGACAAAGGCAUAAGAAUAGAUGGUGCUGAUAUUGAGAUUCCUGAAGAGGUUCUUGAAGUUGGUGUUGCAGCACCCAGCACUGAAUUAAAAGAACCUUCAAUCUCCUUGAAAACCAGUGGAUCUGAACAUGAAGGAAAAGGAAGUAAGUUUAAACUGCCAAGUCUUGGAUUGUCUGUCCCAAAAACAAAAGGGCCUGACAUUGAUUUAAGCUUAUCAAAGAAAGAUGUAGAUGUUACACUUCCAGAAGCUAAAGCUGAAGUCACACUCCCUGAUGUUGAAGUAGAGAAACCUUCUGUUGAAAUUGAAAUUGAAGCUCCUGAGUUCAAAGUUGAGACAAAAGACAAAAAAGGAUCACCAUCAAAAUUUAAGAUGCCUACAUUCAAAUUACCCAAAUUUGGCAUUGGUAUCCCAAGUGUCACAGCAAAAGUACCUGAUUUGGACACAGGUAUCAAAAUAGAAGGUGCUGAUGUUAGUAUACCUGAAGAGGUUCUUGAAGUUAACAUAGCAGCACCCAGCACUGAAUUAAAAGAACCUUCACUCACCCUGAAAACUACAGGAGCUGAACAUGAAGGCAAAGGAAGUAAGUUCAAACUGCCAAGUCUUGGAUUGUCUGUCCCUCAAGCCAAAGGACCUGACAUUGAUUUAAGUUUAUCAAAGAAAGAUGUAGAUGUUACACUUCCAGAAGGCAAAGCUGAAGUCACACUCCCUGAUGUUGAAGUACAGAAACCUUCUGUUGAAGUGGAAAUUGAAGCUCCUGAGAUAAAGAUUGAAACAAAGGGAAAGAAAGGAUCACCAUCAAAGUUUAAGAUGCCAACAUUCCAAUUGCCAAAAUUUGGAGUUGGUAUCCCAAGUGCCACAGCAGAGGUACCUGAUAUGGACAAAGGUAUGAAAAUAGAUGGUGUUGAUAUUGAGAUUCCUGAAGUUGGCGUUGCAGCACCCAGCACUGAAUUAAGAGAACCUUCAAUCUCCUUGAAAACCAGUGGAUCUGAACAUGAAGUAAAAGGAAUUAAGUUCAAACUGCCAAGUCUUGGAUUGUCUGUCCCUCAAACCAAAGGGCCUGACAUUGAUUUAAGCUUAUCGAAGAAAGAUGUAGAUGUUACACUUCCAGAAGGCAAAGCUGAAGUCAAACUCCCUGAUGCUGAAGUAGAGAAACCUUCUGUUGAAGUAGAAAUUGAAGCUCCUGAGUUCAAAGUUGAGACAAAAGACAAAAAGGGAUCACCAUCAAAAUUUAAGAUGCCUACAUUCAAAUUACCCAAAUUUGGCAUUGGUAUCCCAAGUGUCACAGCAAAAGUACCUGAUUUGGACACAGAGGUUAAAGUAGAUGGUGCUGAUGUUGGUAUACCUGAAGAGGUUCUUGAAGUUAACAUAGCAACACCCAGCACUGAAUUAAAAGAACCUUCACUCACCCUGAAAACUACAGGAGCUGAACAUGAAGGCAAAGGAAGUAAGUUCAAGCUGCCAAGUCUUGGAUUGUCUGUCCCUCAAGCCAAAGGACCAGAUAUCGAUUUAAGUUUAUCAAAGAAAGAUGUAGAUGUUACACUUCCAGAAGGCAAAGCUGAAGUCAAACUCCCUGUUGUUGAAAUUGAAAAACCUUCUGUUGAAGUGGAAAUUGAAGCUCCUGAGAUAAAGAUUGAAACACAGGGAAAGAAAGGAUCACCAUCAAAGUUUAAGAUGCCAACAUUCCAAUUGCCAAAAUUUGGAGUGGGUGUCACAAGUGCAACAGCAGAGGUACCAGAUAUGAAGAAAGGUAUGAAAAUAGAUGGUGUUGACAUUGAGAUUCCUGAAGAGGUUCUUGAAGUUAACAUUGCAGCACCCAGCACUGAAUUAAAAGAACCUUCAAUCUCCUUGAAAACCAGUGGAUCUGAACAUGAAGGAAAAGGAAGUAAGUUUAAACUGCCAAGUCUUGGAUUGUCUGUCCCAAAAACAAAAGGGCCUGACAUUGAUUUAAGCUUAUCAAAGAAAGACGUAGAUGUUACACUUCCAGAAGCUAAAGCUGAAGUCACACUCCCUGAUGUUGAAGUACAGAAACCUUCUGUUGAAAUUGAAAUGGAAGCUCCUGAGUUCAAAGUUGAGACAAAAGACAAAAAAGGAUCACCAUCAAAAUUUAAGAUGCCUACAUUCAAAUUACCCAAAUUUGGCAUUGGUAUCCCAAGUGCCACAGCAAAAGUACCUGAUUUGGACACAGAUGUUAAAAUAGAUGGUGCUGAUGUUAGUAUCCCUGAAGAGGUUCUUGAAAUUGGCGUUGCAGCACCCAGCACUGAAUUAAAAGAACCUUCAAUCUCCUUGAAAACCAGUGGAUCUGAACAUGAAGGAAAAGGAAGUAAGUUCAAGCUGCCAAGUCUUGGAUUGUCUGUCCCUCAAGCCAAAGGACCAGAUAUCGAUUUAAGUUUAUCCAAGAAAGAUGUAGAUGUUACACUUCCAGAAGCCAAAGCUGAAGUCAAACUCCCUGAUGUUGAAAUUGAAAAACCUUCUGUUGAAGUGGAAAUUGAAGCUCCUGAGAUAAAGAUUGAAACAAAGGGAAAGAAAGGAUCACCAUCAAAGUUUAAGAUGCCAACAUUCCAAUUGCCAAAAUUUGGAGUGGGUGUCACAAGUUCAACAGCAGGUAUGAAAAUAGAUGGUGCUGAUAUUGAGAUUCCUGAAGAGGUUCUUGAAGUUGGUGUUGCAGCACCCAGCACUGAAUUAAAAGAACCUUCAAUCUCCUUGAAAACCAGUGGAUCUGAACAUGACGGAAAAGGAAGUAAGUUUAAACUGCCAAGUCUUGGAUUGUCUGUCCCAAAAACAAAAGGGCCUGAGAUUGAUUUAAGCUUAUCGAAGAAAGACAUAGAUGUUACACUUCCAGAAGGCAAAGCUGAAGUCACACUCCCUGAUGCUGAAGUAGAGAAACCUUCUGUUGAAGUGGAAAUUGAAGCUCCUGAGUUCAAAGUUGAGACAAAAGACAAAAAAGGAUCACCAUCAAAAUUUAAGAUGCCUACAUUCAAAUUACCCAAAUUUGGCAUUGGUAUCCCAAGUGCCACAGCAAAAGUACCUGAUUUGGACACAGAUGUUAAAGUAGAUGGUGCUGAUAUUAGUAUACCUGAAGAUGCUCUUGAAGUUAACAUAGUAGCACCCAGCACUGAAUUAAGAGAACCUUCACUCACCUUGAAAACUACAGGAGCUGAACAUGAAGGCAAGGGAAGUAAGUUCAAAUUGCCAAGUCUUGGAUUGUCUGUCCCUCAAGCCAAAGGACCUGACAUUGAUUUAAGUUUAUCAAAGAAAGAUGUAGAUGUUACACUUCCAGAAGCCAAAGCUGAAGUCAAACUCCCUGAUGUUGAAGUACAAAAACCUUCUGUUGAAGUUGGAAUUGAAGCUCCUGAGAUAAAGAUUGAAACAAAGGGAAAGAAAGGAUCACCAUCAAAGUUUAAGAUGCCAACAUUCCAACUGCCAAAAUUUGGAGUUGGUGUCACAAGUUCAACAGCAGGUAUGAAAAUAGAUGGUGCUGAUAUUGAGAUUACUGAAGAGGUUCUUGAAGUUGGCGUUGCAGCACCCAGCAUUGAAUUAAAAGAACCUUCAAUCUCCUUGAAAACCAGUGGAUCUGAACAUGAAGUAAAAGGAAGUAAGUUCAAACUGCCAAGUCUUGGAUUGUCUGUCCCUCAAACAAAAGGGCCUGACAUUGAUUUAAGCUUAUCGAAGAAAGAUGUAGAUGUUACACUUCCAGAAGGCAAAGCUGACAAAGCUGGUAAGGCCCCUGAGGAAGAUAUCAACAUUGAUGUUCCCAGAGUUGAUGUCAUACUACCAGAAGUCAAAACAGAUGUACAUCUUCCAGAUACCGACCUUAAAGGAUCCUCACACAUUACCAUAGAGGGGGGAACCGAUACAAACCUUGAGGCUAAAUUGAAAAAGCCAAGAUUUUCAUUGCCAAAAUUUUCAUUUUCCAAGCAAAGUGUAAAAGACCCUGAAGUUGAUAUCAGUCUCCCAAAAACUGAUGUUAUUCUUCUGCAAGGUGAUAUAGUCAAACAACCUGACAAUGAGUUCAGUAUGGGAGUAAGUGAUGUGAAUAAAGGCAUUAAAAUUGAUGCAGCACCUGGCAUUGACUCUAAAGGUGUAGCUGUAGAUGUGAAAGCUAAGGGAGGUGAGGUAUCUGGAAGCAAGUUUAAAAUGCCAAAUCUGGCCAUCUCAAUGGGCAAAGUUAAAAGUCCUGAAACAGAUUUAAGUUUAUCAAAAAAAGAUGUUGAUAUUUCCUUACCAGAAGUAACAGCUGACAUCAAACUACUCCAUAUUGAAGGCAAAGAAACUGAGGGUUCUAUUUCAUUACCAGAAGCACCUACAAUUGAGGCUGAAGUCAAGUCAAAACGACCAAGUUGGACAUUUCCAAAAUUUUCCUUUUCAAGGACAGCCGAUAAGGCCCCAUCUAUUGAUGUCAAAAUUGAAACACCCAAAGCUGAGAUUAUAUCAAGCAAAACAGAAGUCUGUCUAGUAGAAGCUGAAAUCAAAGGACCUUCAAUGGAAGAACCACCUGCUGAAGAAACUGAAACAAACUUGAAAAAAACUAAAUUUUCACUCCCCAGAUUUUCUUUUUCAAAGUCAAGUAUUAAAGAAUCGGAGUUAAGUGAUGAACUUCCACAAGCUGAUGUUUCUGUUUCAGAGGGAGAAAUAAAAGUUAAACAACCUGAAAUGGAAAUUAAAGCUCCUGAGCAAGAAGCUGGGCAAGGAAGCCCAUUUAAGUUCCCAAAGUUAGGCAUUGUACAAACAAAAGCAAAAGGACCUGAAGUGGAUUUAAAAUCAUCAAUAAAAAAUGUCGACAGCAAAUGGCCAGAAAUAAAAGCAGAGGUCAAAAUCUCAGAAGAAGUCAAACAAUCUUCAUCUAGUUUGGGAAUCAAGUCUUCUGAGACUAAAGCAGAGUCAAAAGAUGCUGGAGGAUCCCCUUUAAAACAAAAAAUGUCACCACUGAAAAUGCCAAAAUUUAGCAGUGCUUCCUCUGAUGUUACCAUGGAAGCACCCAAAACAGGAAAAGCAAUUGACAUUCAUGGAUCUAAACUUAAGGAGGAUAUUUCUGCCACCGACAAAGAUUUGACUGUUAAUAUUAAAAUGGAUGAUUCCAAAGGUAUAAUAUCAGAAUCUGAAACACCCAAGACUGAGAUUGAUGUUGUGGGUCUUCCAUCACCAAGUAAAUUCAAACUACCAUCUUUUAAAAUGCCCAGGCUUAGCUUCUCAAAGUCUAAACCUGAAGAGGAACAGCUUCGUGCUGACAUAGAAGAUAAAGAAGCUCAACUGAAAAUGGAAGUUGAAACAAAAGGAGAAAGUAAAUCACCAAAAAUGAUUCUGACAUCAUUUGGUGAGAUCCUAAAGACUAUUGAUGUUGAAUUUGAUGUUCCAAAAGCAGACCAAGUUGAAGAAGGUCUUGUAGUCUCAAAAGAAGUUCAAGAAAUAGGCGAACAUGCUGGAAAGCAAUUAGAAGCAAAGGAAAAAGGAGCAAGUACAAUACAAGAUAUUUCCAAGACUCCCGAGAGGACAGGUUGGUUUAAAUUUCCUAAGUUUGGCCUGUCUUCCCCUUCAGAAGCCACCAGUGCUCCUGAGAAAAGUGAACAAAAGGAUGAAAAGAGCCCAGUAGGGGGAACAGGGGACGAGGAAAUUAGCCCCACCUUUUCUGUCCAAUCAUCGGAUGCCUUUGCUGAUAUAAGUUCUGCAGUCACAAGUGAGCAUGUUGGCCCAUCCAUAUCUUCCCCAACAAAGGUAACUGUCAAAUAUUCUGAUCCAAAUGUUGCUACUGGGCUUGAAGAGACACACAGUAACAUCUUUACUUCAGCCACGAGGACUGAACUGAUCUCAGUUCAGCCUAACUUACCGGAGAAAAUCACUAUUCUGUCCUCUGGAAUAUCAUCGUCAUCAGAAGACACGUGCAGAUUGGAAUCUGGAAAACUACACGUCAUUACAACAAAUAUACAAGCAACCCCAGAAGCACAGCAUGCCCAGUUACUAACUGAUAUUCAAGCUGAAUUAGCUGGAGGCCUUCCCUUAAAAUCAGAGGCUAAUGAAACUACAUCAUGGACUGUGGAAGACUCAGACAGCGCCAAAAGAGCGGUGUUUGAGAGGCACUUAAUGACGAAAACUUCAAGUGAAAGAGGUGAAAGCAGAGAAACAAUUGUUAUAACCAAACAAAUUACACAUGUAUUCGACUCUUCCGAGCCCAUCUCUGGUGACACAGCAUCAUCUAUACAGCGACUGAGAGACUCUGUGCACUCUGAGAAAAUGAGGUUCUUUGACGAUGCUGAGAAGUGAGGCAACUGGACAUAAUUCAUGUGUAAAGAUACUAUUCCUCUUUUUGCCUAGACCUGAAUGUCAGAGGAGACAAGCGAAUGAAAACAUGUUGGCAACUGGGAAAGGAAGUUAGCAUGUUUAACUUACCGAUCACAGAGAACAAUCUGUCAGUGUUCAGGCAUUACAACAUGAUGGUGAUGUGUUGUGCAAUGAUGCUGACCUACAAAAAAAAAAUGCAUUCCUGUAAUUCACGCUGACAGUCUGUUGAAGAUACUAACAAUGUGUAUAACUGUGUCCUUACUUCAAAUUACAGCAAGGCCUUACCAAAUAUCCUUGCUUAAGAUGCAGAAUGUUUGAUUUUUGCUUACCAAAAUCUCUAAAACUCAUUUUGCAGUUUUUCACUAUUGACUAAUUUACUUGUGUGUGUACUUUACAAAAUGAUAAUCACCAGUGCUGUCAACUAAAAUUUCUGACUGUUCGAGACUGAUGCAAAAAUCAAUUUAUUUUAUUGACAUUCCAAAUUGUGUUUACAGUAAUUUCACUAUAAGGCUUACAGUAUAUACAAACUACAAUAGCAUAAUGCAGUUAAGAUAGAACAAUGAAUAUGUAUGUAUAGCACCAAGAUACUGUUGUCGCUGUAGCUAAAAUGUAAAGAGACAAUAGCAAUCCAAAGCUGAAAUGAAAAGCGUAUGAUCAAACACAGCAAAUGUACUGCUAAAAUUAUAUUUUUUAUUAAUACUUUGCUACUUUGAACCUAAUUUGCCACACUAGAAAUCUGUCUGGACUCUGUUUUCUUUCCAUAUCUCUGUACAAAGUGGGGCUAUUGAACCGGCUAUAUAAAUAGCUUUUAAUGACCUUUGGAAUUUUAUUGGAUUACUGCUCCUGUUUGUAUUCUGAUAGGCUUUAACUUAACUUGUUUGCAAAGUUAUAGACAAUAAAUGCUAUUAUAUCCAAAA